UGGUUGAGUUGUGUUAGUGUUCUGUGUGAGGGCCUGCCUAAAAGGCGCCUACUGGUCGUGUGUGACAUUUGCUGAUACAGGACACUCUUUGACUAUAGAUAAAGAUGUGGUCCCGAACAAUAUUAGCAUUCGCCUGCAUUGCGGCGGCGAGCGCUUCACUCGAAGUAGUGAACCAAUGGAGUUUCCUCCAAUUUGACUUCCCACCAGACCCAGUGCUGUUGGAGAAGUUUCAGCCGGAAAACACCGUCCCCACCGGUCUGGAGAUCGGAUGGGAUAGGGUGUAUUUGGGAAUACCGCGACUGCGCGCUGGUGUACCAGCCACCUUAGCGUGGGUACCACGCUCUUUGCCACCUGGUGUCAGUCCAGUUUUACAGGCAUACCCUGACUGGUCAUGGCACACAGCUGGAAGAGGAGACAUCAACUGCACGGGUCUGGUCUCCGUGUACCGUGUAAGAGCUGACCGUUGCAAUCGCCUUUGGGUCCUGGAUGCUGGAGUGGUGACCAGUAUUGAUGACUUCCGUCGCGUAUGCCCGCCAAAGAUACUCGUAUUCGAUAUGGCAACUGAUCGUCUGGUAAGAAGUAUUUACUUCCCACGGGAGCUCCUGCGACCAGCGUCUCUCCUUACCAACAUUGUCCUUGAUGACACCAGGUCGAACGCCCACCAUGCAGCUAAUUGCGACAACAUCUUCGCCUACAUUAGUGACACUGUUGCUCCAGGUAUUAUCGUUUACGACGGUCGUCGUGACAACGCAUGGCGCGUCACCCACGCUUCUAUGUACCCAGACCCUGACAUGGGAGAAUACGACAUUGGUGGAGACAAGUUUACUCUUAUGGACGGCAUUGUUGGUUUAACUCAUUCACCAGCCCAAGGUCUAUUGUAUUAUCAGCCCUUGGCUACUGACAGAAUAUUCAGCGUGUCAACAGCCGUAUUGGCUUCUGGUCCUCCAGCGGAAGGUGCUGAUUUGCCAGUCAAUCUAGUCGGUCGCAAGUCCUCUCAGGGUCUUGGUAUUGCCGUGGACCCAAGGGAUGACACUAUAUUCUUCAGCCCCAUGUCAGAAACUGCUGUCGCCGCCUGGAAUCCCAUCACCAAUUCACAUAGAGUUUUAGCCCAAGACGCUGAGAAAUUGCAGUUCUGUGCCGAAGUGAGAUGGGCGGAGCGUGACAACGGCGCCAUUUGGGUGCUCUCAACCAGAUUCCACAAAUUCUUUAAGAGAUCUGUCUCUAAGCAUGAGAUAAAUGUACGUGUAUUGCGUAUAGUCGAGGGCGGCUACGGCGGCUACUUGUCACUCCAACCUCACAUACAACGUCGCUCAACAGCUAACCUUACAUCUAACUUCUAAAUUAUUAAUACAGACGACAGACAUUUCAUACAAAUUCUUAUUUAAACCACUCUUUCGUUUCUUUCGGUCACAUUGUGUAUACUCUGUGCUAACUACGGUACUAAAAACAGUUUUAUUCGAUUGAUUCGAUGUUUUAUUAAUAAUGGUAUACAUAAUAUAUUUAUUGAUAGAUUUAACCAAAAAAAGAAUUUAAAUAUAAUUUGACACCUGACACUUCUGACAGUGGACAAUUUCAAAUGGAAUUUAAAGUUAAAUUCAAGCAAGUGAAGUGGUUAAUGUUCUAAAUUAUAUUUUAAGUACCUACAGAACGAUAUUUAGAUACGUAUAAAAAUAUAUUUUAAAUGUUAGAUUUCAUGAAUUAUACGAUUUUCGAUAUGACAUUAAAAUUGGUAAUAAAACUAUAAAUAAAUAAGUCUGUCGUCUUUAAGUUAGAUAAACCCUUACAGUGUCGUCAAUUAAAUCUUAAAUAUGGCUGGUCUCAAACAGUAAUAAUUAUCUCAAUUCAUAUAUAAUAAUUCAUAUUUAAAUUAUAAAAAUAAUUAGUGAUUUGAUAAAUGUCUAAAAGUAUCAAAAUGUACCAAUUUAUCUUCUAUAUUUAUGUACAUACGAAUUAAGAUAAUAAUUCUGGCUUUGUAGCCCAGCCUAAGACCUAUAUUAUAUAAUGUACAGUACAUACAAUAUAUAUAUAUAUAUAAACAGUAUAUGACAAGCCGCAAGGAUCCAAGAUGUUCUUUUAAGUUCUGAUUAAUAACAAAUGUUUUGGCCAUUAUUGUGUAAUUUCAUGAAAAAAGAUUCAAAUUUCUGGGCUUGUGAAUUUUGAAACCAUUUUGAACCAACCAGAAUUUUUCGUACCGUUAAAAUAUUUUACUAUUCGAUAGAGCCUACUUUCAUAUAAAUACUAGUCUUGUAUUUGAAUCGGACGGGCCGAUCAGAAAUAAGUUUUAGAAAAACAUCUUGCUAGUACUAGUUAAUAAUAAAUAACAAGCGAAUAUCAUAGAAAAAUUAUACGACUCUAAAAUACUAGAAGAAAACGUAUGAUAUGGAAACUGGACGUUCGUUAUUUUAUAGUCGAUGACAUUUUAUCGUAAAAUUCCUUUAACUAUAGACUAUUUUUAAUGCGUCUUAGAUUUGGAUUCUGAAAUGGAUUAAAAAGCAGAUGUUUUUAAUUAUGCGGAAAAAAAAAUCAAUGAUUGUAUAGUCAUAUAUGUCCUCUAUUUUAAGUUAUUUAAAAAAUGUUUGUGUGUAUGUAUUAAAAAUUGAAACAGAAGCCAGUUUUUAAACAUUUGCUAGUAUUAGAUGAAUAUUUAAACCCAUUAUGUCCUAUUAUUACCGAGCUCUUUUAAAAUAAACAUAUGGAAAUAUUGUGGUAUGUUAUAAAUUGUGUACUUAUAACACGUGCAAUAUCCUUCAAAAUGCCAGAAAAGUACUGUCAGCAAACACGUCCAAGAAAAAAAUAUUGUUUUAAAUAAUUGUACGUGUUUUGAUGUAUAUACUUGAAUUUAAAGUGACAAUUUUCGUAUUUCAUUACAACUAGGAUAUUAAUUAGAGAUAUUAGUAACGAGUCGUUUUACUGUAGUCGUAAUAAAGUAUUACAGUAAUAGUAAAUUAUGAAUAAGUCAGCUGCGUGGAUUAAAUGAUAUAGGAACGGUUGUCAAAACGCUCUGAAGCAUACCUUUAAUUCUUGUUGCAUAUACAUAUAUUUAUUACAUUAAGGGUCUGUUGCACAAUGUACGGAUAAGUUCUACAUAAAUUUCAAAUGAGUUUUAUUACUUAUCGGUAGGAUAAACACUAUUGUUGCGUUUUAUGACUGUCAGAUAUUCGUCACAUAAAGUUAAGAGUCCGAUGAAACGCGAAGUUUCUUAUUCGGAACUUUUAUCUUCCAAAUAAUUUAUCUGUUGCAUAGCUAUUUGGUACUUUAUCCAUACACUGUGAAACAGAACCUUAAUCAAUUUAUAAUUUACAAAUAAACAGUCAUAUGCAUUAGAAAUUUGAUUGAAACUUUCGUUCGAUCGCGACUUUACAUUGACAUAUUUUUAUCGACACACAACUACAAGAUCUGGUCUCAUAUGUUCUGGAUAUGAAAUGUAUGUGUUUCAUUGACUGGUUCUAUAACAAAUUCGUCAAAAAAAAUCCAGUAUGAAUAAUUAAUAUCAUUUUAAUGAGUUUGCUGAUAGUACCCAAUUGUUUCCAGUUACCAAAUUACGUAAUAA
Molecule: messenger RNA, 3550 nt
Organism: Pieris brassicae (large cabbage white)
Lineage: Eukaryota; Metazoa; Arthropoda; Insecta; Lepidoptera; Pieridae
Gene: Y-e
Product: protein yellow-like
Exons: 8
Coding region: 105-1340 (411 amino acids)
Cellular component (GO): extracellular region
Source: RefSeq, a predicted model, not a curated record